This is a messenger RNA of Penicillium coprophilum, 1293 nucleotides long. RefSeq lists its product as uncharacterized. Bases 1 to 1293 code for a protein of 430 amino acids. Lineage: Eukaryota; Fungi; Ascomycota; Eurotiomycetes; Eurotiales; Aspergillaceae. The record is from RefSeq and is a predicted model, not a curated record. The transcript has 6 exons.
AUGCCCACCACUCGUCUCCAAAAGAAGGAAAAGGGCGAGGGGCUUCUACAUGGUCUUGUUGAACAAAAGCGUGUUCGAAAAUCGAGAUCUGCUGGGUCCAGUGCUGCGUCCAAGCCAGCUCGAUCUGGGGGCACGAAGAAGGGAGAAGGCAAACAGCAGGAGCCUGAUUCGCCUCAUGUUGCUCUUGCAAAUUCACUCCUCCAGCGUGGUGCUGGUUUUCAAUUCACCGAACCGCCUGAGCAAGUCAGACCCAGCAGGAUAAUAUGGGGACCGCGUGAGGUUCCUAUCACACAACAAUCCCAGCUGCCCGACGGAUGGAGUGUAGAUGAGCCGGAUCUCAACGAAGCUGAUGUGGAUGGCCAAAUUGAGAGAUGCAAAGAACGCAUCAAAGAGGGAAUCAUGCCUGAUUUUUUUAAGAACAGGAUGACAACGUUUACAGCCAUCAAGCAAGAAAAGAUGGAUAUGAUCAGCUCCGAGCCUCAGGGCCUUGGCUGGGAAGUUGUUCAACGCCUCGAUUCCUUGAAAAAGCUGGAGCGGAGCCUCGGAGACGGAGACGACAAUGAGGAUGAUCUUUCUAACGUCAAAGCUAUCAUGACUGCUUACCGCUCUAGGAAGCUGACCUGGGAUAGGGAUUCAGUCACUUAUUGGUCAAAUGGGAAACUGAUUGCCGGACCCCAAAAGUUGAAUAUGCAGGAACUUUAUGCUCUUAGCGCAAAGCAUGGCCCAAAGGGAUUUUGGGUAGAAGGAAUCGAUGAUUGCAGCCCGGGCCCUCUAUAUCUGUUUUUCUCCAUGAAUUCGUGCUAUAAUGGACUCGCGAUGCAUACGGUUUAUAUAUCACUUCGAAACCCAACAACCCAAGCAACAAACACAAUGGCAACAACCAUGACUUUUGAUUUUCUCGAGGAUACUGGCUCUUCGACAAUGCGAAUAUUCUCCGACGAUAGAUUCCAGAUUGAAACUUUAUCUGGCGCACCUCUGCCCGCGGUUGGGCAAGCAAUCAAACAAACCGCCGCUGGGCAGAUAGUGGUUCAGAAUGUGAUACUUCAAGCGAAUAUCAUGUUUAAUGGUCAGCCCCUAGUUCCCUACUGGGUUGAUAUUCAAGCUUCUGUAACUCCAGGACGCAAAGGAACCUCAGGAGAUCGGCUUUCUGGUGUGUGGAUCCAACAUUUGUUGUUCGUUUUGUCAAUGCCGGAUAACACUCAAAGGAAGCACAUUGGCACUGAUAUCGGCGAGAUGAUACUCAAUCUGCCUAUUCCAGAUUACAGAAACGCGCGUCCACCACGAUUUGUAUAA